UUUCCGCUAUUUUUGGAUGAUUCUUCUCAUUCUUCAAAAUUCUCUCCCCAAUUCAAUCUUCUUUCUCUUCCAACUGCGCCACCCCUCGUCCGUACAAAAUUCCGGGGACUUUCGUGACGGCGAUUCAACGUCCCUGAGGAAGAGGGGAGGGGGGCUGCAGUUGCAGACUCGCUGAGUUGAUUAGUUACAUUAUAGUUUAUGUGAUCAGUUCAUACCACAAUACGUACGUGACAUAUUUUGACAUGAAAAAUGGCGGGUGAAAUUGGUGGCACUGGUGGCGGUAGUUGCGGUGGUGAGAAUGACGCGCCGUCCUCCCCCAAAAACCGGAUCAAGUUCUUGUGCAGCCAUGGCGGCAGAAUCCUACCCAGGCCUGCCGACGGCCACCUCAAGUAUGUUGGAGGGGAGACUCGCGUCAUUGCAUUGUCCCGCGGCAUAACAUACGCAGAGUUGAUGGAAAAGCUGAGUACAUUGUCUGAUGGGGAGAUGGUGUUGAAAUACCAGCCGGCCAAUGAAGAUCUCGAUGCCUUGGUCUCCGUGAGAAGCGACGAAGAUCUAAAGCACAUGCUCGACGAAUAUGAUCGACAAGAGAGCGAGGGCAGCCCGAGGCCGAGAGCAUUCUUGUUCCCGUCCAAGUUAAUCAUGAUCGAGAGUCCAACCCCGUCGUUGGAACACCAGCUGGAGCAGCGUUACAUUGACGCCAUCAAUGGAAUCAUCCGAUCGCCACCAAAAAUGCAGCCUCAACCGCUGCAGCAACAGCAGCAGUUUGCUCCGGUUGCCCCAAAGGUCAUCGCAAGUAGCCCCAUGGGCAGCUUCGGCUUAUAUUCUGCAUGUUCAUCGCCCAAAUCAGCAUCUCAAUCAGCAUCCCCUGAACACCACGCGGUUGUGGCUGACAUGAGCAUGGCAGGUCACCGGCUCACACUUUCGCCUCCAGUGCAUAGAGUGCACAGCUCUCCAAGUAUUUGCAGCGCAUACCAAGGCCAUGUUCAAGGGCGUCUCCAACACCCUAACUACCACCAAAACCACCACCACCACCACCAGGCGUACCAGUCUUCGUUUAGUGCAAGAGCGCACCACCGAGGGAUUAGGACUCCACCUCCUUUGACGUCGCCAGGUAGAUCAGAGUCUGGAAGCGCGAGGUGCUCGUUGAUGGGGCCGAAUAUUUCUCCGGGUCAAGGCCAAAAUCAUAUUCCUUCCAACUUAUCUCCUAGUAGCAACAACAGCAGUCCUAGAUCAUCACUGAGACUUAGCGGUGGCGGAGGAGGACGAGGUCAUGAAAGCCUCCCUCGAAGUCCUAGAUAGAUUGUGUUGCUUUGUUACUAUUGGUAUUGGUUUUCACCGCUAAAUGCACGA
Molecule: messenger RNA, 1350 nt
Organism: Malus domestica (apple)
Lineage: Eukaryota; Viridiplantae; Streptophyta; Magnoliopsida; Rosales; Rosaceae
Product: RAF-like serine/threonine-protein kinase PRAF
Molecular function (GO): protein binding
Source: RefSeq, a predicted model, not a curated record